UUAGCUGAUAAAAACAAACCAAAGUUAUUUUUCUUAGAAUUGCUUCUGUAACAAAUUAAAGCUUUUAAUACGCUGGGCAUCAUUAACAUGGGAGAAGAAGCAAAAAGGUAUGCGGUAGUGACAGGAGCAAACAAAGGAAUUGGGUUUGGGAUAUGCAAGAAAUUGGCAUCAACUGGUGGCGUUGUGGUGGUGCUUACAGCAAGAGAUGAGAAGAGGGGUUUGGAAGCCAUUGAAAGAUUGAACAAAGAGUUUGGCCUCUCUCAUGACGCUUUGCUUUUUCAUCAACUUGAUGUCACUGACCCUCUUAGCGUUGCUUCUUUGGCAGCUUUUGUUAAGACAAGAUUUGGAAAACUUGAUAUAUUGGUGAAUAACGCAGGUGUUCCUGGGGGAGUAGUAAAUGGAGAGAACGUCCUUAGAAGGAAAAGGGGUGAAUUAACGGGUUGGACCGAUUGGAAUAUCAUAGUUAGACAAAAUUAUGAGCUAGCUAAGGAAUGUGUUGAAACCAACUUCUUUGGAGCUGAAAGAGUAACCGAAGCUCUUCUUACUUUGCUUCAGCUAUCCACUUCACCAAGGAUUGUCAAUGUUUCCUCCGCAAUGGGGGUAUUGAAGCAUAUACCAAAUGAAUGGGCUAGAGGAUUGUUUGAGGACAUUGAUAACCUCACAAACCAAAAACUUGGCGAUGUUCUGAGAGAGUUCCUUAAGGAUUACAAACAAGGUUCAUUGGAAUCCAAGAACUGGCCAAUAGUGGUUUCAGGCUACACAAUGUCAAAGGCUGCUUUGAAUGCAUACACGAGAAUGCUUGCUAAGAAAUUCCCUAAUUUUAGAGUAAAUUGUGUGUGCCCUGGAUUUGUGAAGACCGAUUUGAAUGAGAAUACUGGAUUUAUGAGCAUUGAUGAAGGUGCUGAAUCUCCUGUAAGGCUUGCAUUGUUGCCUGAUGAUUCUCCUUCUGGUCAAUUUUAUUCAGUGGAUGAAAUCAUUCCCUUUUGAUGCGUGUAUAACAGGGUAUAAGAGUGAUGGUAUAGUCUUUUAUCUGUGUGCUUCAUAAGGAUUCUUCUAAUUCAAAAUUUACUCAAUAUAUAAUGGAUAGUUGUUUAUAGUAAUUAAGGACAAUACAAUAUAUGUGAGUGAAAUUUUAAAUUAUGAGAAUUUCUAGACAUAAUAAGAAGAAAUUAUAAUUUCUCA
Arachis ipaensis is the source of this 1182-nucleotide messenger RNA. Its product is annotated as (+)-neomenthol dehydrogenase. Gene Ontology annotation, molecular function: oxidoreductase activity, acting on the CH-OH group of donors, NAD or NADP as acceptor. Lineage: Eukaryota; Viridiplantae; Streptophyta; Magnoliopsida; Fabales; Fabaceae. Gene Ontology annotation, cellular component: membrane. The record is from RefSeq and is a predicted model, not a curated record.